UUUUGGAAUGCAAAUUACCUAUCCAUGUACCGGGAACGGAUGUGAUUGGGUGUGUUAUUUAUUAAUGACUCAUGGGCGGGAAUAAAGCGUUUGGCCUUUUGAUGGAUGUCUACUGACCGCCUGGAUGGCUCAUUGCCCUAUAAAAUAAGGGAUUGCUGAGACGGGGGCGCGUCAGCCUAAUAGAGACAGUUUAUCAUGGAGGACUCCACAGAAUUCAUUCUCCAGGAUCAAGGCUCCAGGAUGGUCCAUAGCAGUAAGGACAACCCCAUCCUGACAGUUGCUACUGGGGCUUUGCUCGCUGGCCUCUACGGGAUGUGGACUAUGUUUGCCCUUCCUGGCUUCCGCAAAGUGCCAAGAAGACUCAAGGUGCCUUACCUGCCCUCGAGUAAAGCUCAGAUCGUAAACGCCAUGCAGCUGCUGGAGGGACGCAGAGGCCAACUAGUUGAUCUGGGAUCAGGAGACGGGAGACUGGUGUUUGCUGCCUACUCUGUUGGCCUCCAGUGUACUGGAUUUGAGAUCAACUCCAUGUUGCUGGCAUAUGCUAGAGUGAAGGCACGCUGGACAGGAGUAGCACCCAGCCAGGCAAACUUUGUCAACAAGGACUUCUGGAAGACUGAUUUGUCAAACUACAACAACGUGACUGUAUUCCUAGCCCCAGGAUUGAUGGAGGUGCUGGGUGAGAAGCUUCUGAGGGAGCUUCCUGAUGACGCGUGUGUCGUCGCCUGCCGCUUCCCCUUCCCCCAGUGGCCCCACCAAGCAUCGCAGGGCGACGGCCUCGACCAGGCCUGGGCCUAUGACAUCAGCACUGUACGCUCAGCCCUGGGCCAGGCAUGACCCUAUGACCUUAUACUGUGCAUCGAUGACUGGAUUAAUCCUAAUGUCGUUCACUGGUUCACACCAAACCCAAUAUAUGCUAAUUAACAGUUGAACAAGAUGAGAGAAAAAAAGAAACCCGCACACUGCUCUUGAUAGUAUCACUGCUCUUUACUAAGCUCUACAUAUCGGCCUCAUGUCCUUCCUCAGAGCUUUUGUGUUAAAAAAAUGGUUUUACACCCUUAUGUAGACAUAGCUCCACUCACAUCUGUUCAAUGCAUCGAAUGGGAUUGGAGUUGAGGGAAAAUUUAUUCGAAUAUUUAUGAAAUGCACAUUGUUAUAUUUGGUAACGCUUACUUAAGUGUUUACAUAAAACAUAUUAAACACGUCUGUAAAACCACAAUGAGGACAUCAACCCAUCAAGCAAGUUUUCAUAAAUCAUUGGUUACAGCGCAAGAAAAUCAGAGUAAUUUGAAAUGGUGGCAUUAAUUCAUGUUCACAUUUACAACAUAAUGUAUAAAGGCAUUUCAUCAUUAAGACCUUUAGGAAAUAAUGUCUGGAGGGUGAAAAUCCCAAAACAUUGUCUUUAGCUCAGAGUGUUAUUUAUAUCGCCUCCCAUGUCUGAUAUCUUAACUUUCUCUAUGCCACAAAUUCAAAAGGUAGAAAUGUCAUGUUUUUGGUCUUUAAAAUGCACUGUGACUAGAUAAUACCUGUCAUUUCUCCUGAUUGAACUAUUACGUUCACUAAUUGUCUGUUUGAGAGAACCAGAGGUUUUACCUACAGAACACAGCCCACAUGGACAUUUAAUAAGGUAAAUAACAUGGGUGGUAGAGCACGUAAUAAUGUCAUUUAUUUGGAACCGUUUUCUUGUAUGUGGGUGGCAGAAAUAUUCACACUUCAUUAUAUUGUUGCACUGUGCACAACCUCUGCAUUUAUAGUUACCAUUCGGAAGAGGGCGUUAAAGAGCCCGGCUCAUUUUCUUUUGUGGCUGGUAGUUGGCAUGGACCAAUUUCUCGUGUAAAUUGCUACCUCCUAUAUACAAUAAAUCGUGGAUUCUUAAAUUCAGUUGGCAAAGCUGGGUCUGAUCAUAAAACAUGCCCGUGUUUCUUGACAGCAUCUCCCACUUUGCGCGAGUUCAAAGUAUAUGUGGAGGUGAACAUUACAGAGUGUUCUUUAGCUUUAGUGGGUCUUUUUUGUAGCAGUUCAUCUCGUGUUUUCACUAAUGCCAAAUUAAGAGCUUCAUCCACACAUUGUAAUACUAGCAAGAGCAGUUUGUUGAUUUAUUGAACAAUAUAUGAAGGGCGAGGUGUGUGCCAAGCUUCAUUGGUCACAUGUAAAGGAAGGGAAUUAUAAACAUGUCCUUACACUGUUAUUAAACCAGGUGCCAGAUACUGUAUGUCCUGUGUGAACAAAUAUGCAGAGCAUUUGAAGUAAUUAUGUAAAUUAGUCUUUCCCACUGUGGUGUGAAAGUAAGGUUGCAAACUGAGAGAAAUUAAUACAAUUCUAUUUUCUGGAUGAUUUUGACAAUGUUUUUUGUUCCCAGCUGGGUUAUUGUGUUAUAAAAUGUCCAUUCUG
This is a messenger RNA of Salvelinus fontinalis (brook trout), 2388 nucleotides long. RefSeq lists its product as uncharacterized. Gene Ontology annotation, molecular function: protein-lysine N-methyltransferase activity. Gene Ontology annotation, biological process: peptidyl-lysine trimethylation; regulation of mitochondrial ATP synthesis coupled proton transport; positive regulation of proton-transporting ATP synthase activity, rotational mechanism. The transcript has 6 exons. The record is from RefSeq and is a predicted model, not a curated record. Gene Ontology annotation, cellular component: mitochondrion. Bases 196 to 834 code for a protein of 212 amino acids. NCBI's taxonomy places the organism in Eukaryota, Metazoa, Chordata, Actinopteri, Salmoniformes, Salmonidae.